This is a messenger RNA of Acipenser ruthenus (sterlet), 1573 nucleotides long. RefSeq names its product small ubiquitin-related modifier 3. The record is from RefSeq and is a predicted model, not a curated record. The transcript has 4 exons. Bases 140 to 424 code for a protein of 94 amino acids. Gene Ontology annotation, biological process: protein sumoylation. Gene Ontology annotation, cellular component: nucleus. Lineage: Eukaryota; Metazoa; Chordata; Actinopteri; Acipenseriformes; Acipenseridae. Gene Ontology annotation, molecular function: ubiquitin-like protein ligase binding; protein tag activity.
CGUGACAAAUAACCCUCCAAUCAAUGAGUUGGCCUCCAACGACAAGGCGCGUUCCCGAAGCGGCGAAGACAGGCGGUGGAGGUGAUUCAAAAGCGGUUCCUUAUAAAAUUAAUAUAUUAACUUGUAAAUCAUUGAGAACAUGUCUGAAGAGAAGCCAAAGGAUCCAGUUAAAACCGAGAACGACCACAUUAACCUGAAGGUGGCUGGCCAAGACGGCUCUGUUGUCCAGUUUAAAAUUAAAAGGCACACUCCCCUCAGCAAACUAAUGAAAGCAUACUGUGAAAGACAGGGUUUGUCAAUGAGGCAAAUUAGAUUCAGGUUUGACGGUCAGCCAAUCAAUGAAACUGAUACACCUGCACAGCUUGAGAUGGAAGAUGAAGACACUAUUGAUGUAUUUCAGCAGCAGACCGGUGGCGCAUGUUAAAGCUACAUAUCCCUUCCAGGGGACUGCAGACCUUGAUCAGACCCACUUUACUAAGCUCUCUGAAAUAUUCUUCAGAAAUUUCAAUUUCAAAAAAUUAUCUGAAAAGGGCAUUUGCAGUUAUUGUUUUUAAUCCCCAGGUGCAUCAUGGGUACCUGAUUUGGGUCUGGUUUGGACAUGAUUUGCUAGCAGAUAAAAAACUUUGUAUAAGAGGGGGGGGAGGGGAACACUAUCUUACAAUUUACAUUUUAAAAUGGGAACUAAGACUGGGAGGAGGGGAGGGGGGUACAAUUGAUAUAAAUUGCCAUCAUGAUGCAUUUACAAGGUACAGCCUUCCCCACAAGCCCUAUACUUUUGUAGGGGUUGACGCCAAAACAGGUUAUUGUUCCAGCAACGUUCUAACACAUGCUUUUUGAAAUUCCACAUACAAGGCAGUGUUUUAGACUUUGGGUAGUCUGUAAUAAUUUCAUGCACGCCAGGGUGCAGUACUUUUUUUUUUUUUUUUUUUUUUUUUAAACUUCCAGUAUUUCUGUAGUGCUUCACUGGAACAAUAACCAUAUACAAAAGGAUGAAGUGUGUAGCGGCAUUAGGGACUUCAGAACCACACGCAGUCUAAUGUUGCUUUUCCUCACGCAAGAGCUUGCUAAAAAAAAGAAUAAAAGAGAAUUCAUGUCUAUUAAUGUUCUCUUUUAAAAAAUAAAAAUAAAAAAAUAAAGAAAUAUAUAUAAUUAAAAAAAUGGUCUGCAUUUUUAUAUCAAAUCUGAUCAAGGUUUUUUUUUUCUUUUGUGUGUGUGUGAGGAGGGUGGGAGGGUGACAUAUAUAAAGCAAAACAAUAAAAAGCCCCAUGUUUUAGACUGAGAUGGAUGUGUUUUUUUCCUUAUUCCUUACCUGUAUUGUGGCAAAUAAGUGGAUAUUUGCUGUGCCUUGGCUGCAUAAGGGCAUCUCUAUAUUAACAUGACUGUCCUGGUCCAAAAGAAAGCUUCACCAGUAGCUUGCAAUCUUGUUAACUGAGAACAAAUUAAUUGUAUUUCUUUCUGCAUUUUCUUUUUCAUCAGGGUAGAAAAUUCCACCGAUUGUCAUGUUUCUCUACUGAUUUGUACAUUUAUUUGUUGUCCUUUACUACUGUAUACAAUAAAUAUAGUUUGGUACUCA